AUGCUUCGGACAUCCACACUUCGAGCUCCGUUGCCUCGGGCAAUAGCUCGUACAUUCACCACCUCCACCUGCCCCGCGAAUGCCGUCAACAUCACGAGCAAAUCUGCCACUCGGGUCCUCAAUUGUUCUCCUUCAUCAUAUAAGCUGAAGAGCUUGCAAUCUUCGUUUCCUCGUCUGCAAAGAAAUUUCCACGCAACUGCAUACAAUAUGUCACAAACAAGAACCGAAUCCGAUGCCUUUGGAAACGUCGAGGUCCCCUCGGACAAAUAUUGGGGAGCGCAGACUGAGCGUUCGUUGGAGAACUUCAAGAUAAACCAGCCUCAAGAUCGCAUGCCUCCUCCAAUUAUCAAGGCUUUUGGUAUUUUGAAGGGCGCAGCUGCAACUGUCAACAUGCAAUUUGGUCUAGACCCAAAGCUCGGAAAGGCUAUUCAAGAAGCUGCCAAGGAAGUGGCAGAUCUUAAGUUGCUCGACCAUUUCCCUCUUGUCGUCUGGCAAACCGGCUCUGGAACCCAGUCAAAUAUGAAUGCUAAUGAGGUUAUCUCGAACCGGGCUAUUGAAAUUUUGGGCGGAACCAUGGGAAGCAAGAAACCAGUUCAUCCUAACGAUCACGUUAACAUGUCAGCUUCCUCAAACGAUACCUUCCCUACUGUUAUGCACAUUGCUGCAGUCCUCGAAAUCGAGAAUGAGCUCCUCCCUGCAACUAAGUCAUUACGAGAUGCUCUCCAAGCUAAAGUUGAUGAAUUUGAGGCAAAGAAUAUUAUUAAGAUUGGACGAACCCAUUUGCAAGAUGCAACUCCUCUUACCCUCGCCCAGGAGUUUUCUGGAUAUGUCGCACAACUUGACUAUGGUAUCGAGCGUGUCGAAUCAUCCUUGCCCCACCUUAGACUCUUAGCGCAAGGAGGAACUGCUGUAGGUACUGGUAUCAACACUUUCAAGGGAUUCGCAGAAGCUAUCGCAGAAGAGGUUACUAAGAUGACCGGAACACAAUUCACCACUGCACCUAACAAAUUCGAAGCUCUUGCAGCUCACGAUGCAAUUGUUCAAGCUUCUGGGUCUCUCACCACCCUCGCCUCAUCCCUCUUCAAGAUUGCCCAAGAUAUCCGAUAUCUUGGAUCCGGUCCUCGAUGUGGCCUCGGCGAGCUUGCUCUUCCAGAAAACGAGCCUGGAAGUUCGAUCAUGCCGGGUAAAGUCAACCCAACCCAAUGCGAGGCCAUUACUAUGGUUUGCGCCCAGGUCAUUGGAAACGGUACUGCUACAACCAUUGGUGGUAUGAACGGCCAGUUUGAAUUGAACGUUUUCAAGCCAUUGGUCAUUAGAAAUUUGUUGCACAGCAUUAGAAUCUUGAGUGACGGAAUGAGAAGCUUUGAGAAGAACUUAGUGGUUGGACUACAAGCCAAUGAGGAGAAGAUUCAAAGUAUCUUGAAAGAAUCUCUCAUGUUAGUCACCUGCCUGAACCCAAAGAUUGGUUACGAUAUGGCUAGCAAAGUGGCCAAGAAUGCCCACAAGAAAGGAUUGACCUUGAAGGAAUCAGCCAUGGAGUUGAAGGCUUUGAGUGAAGAGGAUUUCGAUAAGUUGGUUAGACCGGAGUUGAUGGUUGGACCCGAGGAUUACAAGAAAUAA
Botrytis deweyae is the source of this 1620-nucleotide messenger RNA. RefSeq lists its product as uncharacterized. Gene Ontology annotation, molecular function: fumarate hydratase activity. Lineage: Eukaryota; Fungi; Ascomycota; Leotiomycetes; Helotiales; Sclerotiniaceae. Bases 1 to 1620 code for a protein of 539 amino acids. The transcript is spliced from 3 exons. The record is from RefSeq and is a predicted model, not a curated record. Gene Ontology annotation, biological process: malate metabolic process; fumarate metabolic process; tricarboxylic acid cycle. Gene Ontology annotation, cellular component: mitochondrion; tricarboxylic acid cycle heteromeric enzyme complex.